Molecule: messenger RNA, 2144 nt
Organism: Rhinolophus ferrumequinum (greater horseshoe bat)
Lineage: Eukaryota; Metazoa; Chordata; Mammalia; Chiroptera; Rhinolophidae
Gene: TMEM119
Product: transmembrane protein 119
Exons: 2
Coding region: 97-942 (281 amino acids)
Biological process (GO): positive regulation of bone mineralization; ossification; positive regulation of osteoblast proliferation
Cellular component (GO): plasma membrane
Source: RefSeq, a predicted model, not a curated record
AGCCCUGAGCAGCGCCCGGGCACCGGCACCGACUCUCUCUCGCUCCACCUGGCGGGAGCACCAGGCCUGUGUGCGGAGGGAUUGCUCCUGGACAACAUGGUUUCUGCGGUGGCCCCCGGCCUCAUCGUGUCUCUGCUGCUGCUCCUGAGGGCGCUGCCCUUGGCUGCCCACUCCGUGGCCCUGAAGGUCGCCUUCCUGGAGGACAUGGGGGGCAGCGGGGAGGCCGAGGGCUCAUCGGCCUCCUCCCCGAGCCUCCCACCAUCCCAGACCCCCGCCCUCAGCCCCACGUCGGUGGGGCCCCAGCCCACGCUCCUGGCGGGCCCCAAGCCCCCCACCAACUUCCUGGACGGCAUCGUGGACUUUUUCCGCCAGUACGUGCUGCUCAUCUCCGUGGUGGGCUCCCUGACCUUCCUGCUCAUGUUCAUCGUAUGUGCCGCUGUCAUCACCCGCCAGAAGCAUAAGGCCUCGGCCUAUUACCCGUCGUCUUUCCCCAAGAAGAAGUACGUGGACCAGAGUGACCAGGCCGGGGGUCCCCAGGCCUUCAGCGAGGUCCCAGACAGGGCUCCCGAUGGCCGGCCGGAGGACGCCCUGGAUUCCUCUCAGCAGUUGCAGGCUGACAUCCUUGCCGCCACCCAGAACCUCAAGUCUCCUGCCAGAGUGGCCCAGGCCAGUGGAAAUGGAGCCAGGAUGACGGAGGGCAAGUCAGAGGAAGAGGAGAAGGGCAGCCAGGAGGUGGACCAGGAAGCCCAGGGGUGUGGUGACCCCGUGGAGAAACCAGAAGUGCCGAAGGAGCCCUGCUCAGCAGUGGCAGAGGGGGCUGUGGUGGCCGGUGAAGGCCCAGGGGAGCCAGAAGCGGCUCCCUCAUUAGCCCAGGAAGCUGAGGGUCCAGCUGGCCCCCCCGAAAGCCCCUGUGCUUGCGGCAGUAUCACCCCCAGCGUCUAACAAGCUUCCAGGGCUGUGGCCCUGACUGUCGGAACCCUCGUGGUCCCUUCCUCGGGCGUAGAAAGGCUCUUGGUCCUUAAUGCGCCCCGAUGUCCCCUCUUCGACCACUCCCAGCUGCAAAUCCCAGCGUGUCCUGAUCCUACAGUGGGCAGAGAUACUGGUCUCCAGUCGACCCCAGGAAUCUCACCAAGUUCUAGAACCUUUGCCGCUGCUGCCGUCCCAAAGGGCUACAUUCCAAAGCGCAGCUUCCCUGGGAGGGCGGGGCUGGGGCUGUGUCCUCUUACCGCCACGCCACGUCAGUUGGGAAACAUACUUUGCAGGUCUCUUGUGACAGUGCCAACGUUGCUGCUUUUCCAUUGAGGUAGAAAAGAAAAACAAAACAACCGGGAGUUUUGGAAGAGGUUGAAAGGGAGGUGCAGAAGUGCCUGGGGUUGGUGCGGUUAGAGCUACCGCUGAAAGGGGCCUGAUUAAUCAGGAAACUUCCCGGAGCAGCCCUUGCUCAGGGUUCUGACGGGGCCGUAACUGAGCAUUUCCCAAACUGGGUUCCCUGAGGUACCCUGUGGAAAAAAGAUUUGAGAGUCCAAUGAGUUGCAGAAACACUGCGUCUCUAUUCCCCCUACUCCGCUUAGAGCACCCCAGGGCUCAGACCAGUCCCGCAGUUAAAGACCCCUGCUUCACUUAGCCUUUCCCAAACUGCUUUUGACCGUGAAGUGCCUUUUUGUUUUGCAGCUGCAGAGUAAAAUGUGGCAGAGCCCACUGUGGAAAUUACUGCUCUAAAUGUUCUCUAAGGCACACCCCUCACCCCCAUACACGCAGUCUAUGGUUGUUCUGGGGUGUGGGGUGUAGGUGUGGGGGUUUGGACCCUCUCAAGUGCUGUGUCUCAUCCAGGUAUGUGUGUGGGGAUGGAGCAAAUGAAUUGAACCUUUUUUGAAACUUGGGGCGGGGGUGGGGGGAUGGUUUCUGACGCCCGGCCUGGGCAGGGGGGCCCUGGCCCCCAGCCCUUAGAUGAUGCACGUUGUCUGGCAGCCUGUGUCCAUAGCCUUCUUUAGUCCUUGACCAGGGAGCCUGAGCUCCGUCUUAAUCUGGGGAGGUUGUGGGGGGUCCUCUUCCCCAUGCUUCCGUCUGGGCCCCUCAACCUCUGCACAACUCUCCAGGUGCUGAGACAUAACAAACCAGCACAAUAAACCUUUAUUCUGGCCUGA